Molecule: messenger RNA, 2522 nt
Organism: Melanaphis sacchari
Lineage: Eukaryota; Metazoa; Arthropoda; Insecta; Hemiptera; Aphididae
Product: ATP-binding cassette sub-family G member 4
Exons: 10
Coding region: 564-2435 (623 amino acids)
Cellular component (GO): plasma membrane
Molecular function (GO): ATP hydrolysis activity; ABC-type transporter activity; ATP binding
Source: RefSeq, a predicted model, not a curated record
UAUAUUAUGUAGCAGUGGAUUUACGACGGUAACCGGCUACUCAACGCAUCGACCGUAUUUUAUUAUUAUUAUUAUUAUUAUUAUUAUUAUAUACCAAUAUAAUAUCUUGUGCAGACAUUUUUACCAUCGUCCAUCCGGUUCAGUGGCCAUUUCUCCUUCCGAGCGUGCGUGUAUUUGCCAAUCGGUUUAUACCUACACUGUAGUGGAAUCGAUCGUCCGCGGAGCGCACGUUUACUUCUAUUUCAAAUUGACCGUCGAAAGACUAACAUUAUAAAACACAUACGACAGUGCGAAAUAAUAAAAUAUCAUGCACAGUAAAAUUUUCCACCAUGGAUGUCGCAAGUGGUUAGCAUAUUAGCAUUUUUGAUACGUAUUAUAAUAUAAUAUCAAUAUUUAUUCGAUAUUUCUUUAACUUAAAUCGUGUCAUCUACGUAUUUCCUUAAACGCGUUGGUGUAAAAAAACGUUUUAAAAUAAUUGUUUCGGUAGUGUGAUACAAAAAUACAAAGAGAAACUCGCACGCAUUUUGCACGCAACGAGGACCGAGGGUCGUCUCUGACGCAACAUGGAUAUCCAAUUCGAAGACUUAACGUACGAGGUGAAGCCACCGUUUUGGAAUACCAAAGUUCCGCCAAGAACGAUAUUAAAGUCUGUAAAUGGCCGAUUUGCAGCUGGCGAACUCGCAUGCAUUAUGGGACCGUCGGGUGCAGGAAAGAGCAGUUUACUUAAUGCAUUAUCCGGUUACAAUUAUAAAGGCGUAAGCGGGACUUUGAAGUUAAAUAAUCAAGUCAGGGACGAGAAGUUAUUCCGCAAGUUAUCAUGUUACAUAAUGCAGGAGGACAAGAUUCAGCCUAUGUUAACUUUAAACGAAGUGAUGAUGUUCGCUGCGGAAUUUAAAUUAUCUAAUGGUACACUUACCAAAGAAAAACAAAUUAUUGUGACAGAGAUUCAAAAUGUCUUGGGACUAUCCGAAAGCAAACACACGAGGACCGAAUUCUUGUCGGGAGGCCAGAAAAAGCGGUUGUCUAUUGCUCUAGAACUUAUCAACAACCCGCCCAUAAUAUUUCUCGAUGAACCUACUAGUGGCCUGGACAACGUUUCCAGCACGUACUGCUUACAGCUGUUGCGUGGGCUCGCGCACCAGGGCCGCACCAUCGUGUGCACCAUCCACCAGCCGAGCGCCAGCAUGUUCCAGCUGUUCGACAACGUGUACGUGCUGUCCCAGGGAUACUGCGUGUACCAGGGCACCACCGACCAGCUAGUCCCGUUCCUGUCCACUGUCGGGCUGCACUGCCCGCUGACGUACAACCCGGCCGACUACAUAAUCGAGGCCACCGACGGCGAGGAACAGGACAACAUCGAAAAAUUAGCCGCGGCCACGGCCAACGGCAAGCAGUCGCUGUGCAAGACGAGAGACGUCAACAACUGUUACGAGGACACGACCAAAGCUUGUGAAUUGCUCUUGCCGGAACUUAACGGCAACGUUGUCACUUCCAAAUUACUCCCUUUGCCACCGAUCAAUUACAAAGCUAUAGGUGACGAAGUGGACAUCGACGACGAUGACGUGAUAAAACCCAGCAAUACUUGGUGUGUGGACUUUCCGACUUCCGGUUGGUCGCAGUUUUGCACGCUUUGGAAACGUAUGAUCUUGCAGAUGUACAGGAACAAGAUUGGUCUAAACAUACAGUUUUACCAUCAUCUCAUCUGUGGCCUGGCGGUAGGUAUUGUGUUCUACGACAAGGCGAACGACGGCGAACAGUUCUUCAACCAUAUGAAAUUCUGCAUGGGCAAUAUUCUCUUCCACACGUUCACGCAGUCGAUGGUCCAAGUACUUGCAUUUCCGUCCGAAGUAAAACUGCUAAAACAAGAAUACUUCAAUAGAUGGUAUAGCUUAAGGCCAUAUUUCUUAGCGUUACAAUUAUCAAGAGUGCCGACCAUUAUAUUUUUUAGCAGUAUAUAUACGACUUUGGUAUAUUUCAUGUCCGGGCUACCAUGUGAACUCUUACGAUUUUCAAUGUUCAAUAUUAUUUGUCUAUUGGUUUGUUUUGUCUCCGAAGGAAUGGGACUACUUGUAGGAUCUAUAUUCAACGUGACGAACGGCAGCGCAGUUGGUCCAAUGAUGAUAGCGCCGUUUUUGGGGCUGGCCAUUUAUGGGUUUGACUUUGCGCACCAAGUACCAUGGAUCAUGGAGUUCGUAAUGCAAGCAAGUUUCUUACGAUGCGGAGUCAUCGGGCUGGUCAUCACCGUGUUUGGAUUAAACAGGGAACCACUACAUUGCGACACGGGCUACUGUCACUUCAAAGACCCAAACAUCAUAAUUUAUUACCUGAACGUGGAUAGGAAGCAUCCAUACUUUGAGAUCAUCAAAUUGGUCGUUAUGCUCGUGCUGUAUAGGAUUUUCACGUAUUUCGCACUCCGGAGGAGGCUUACUGGCUAAAACGGCAACCAGUACAAUUUUUUUUUUUUGCCAAAAUGAACUUUAUUAUUUUAUCUUUUUGAUUAUUUUUCCCUAAAUAUUUAGUUA